UCAUUUGUUCUUCAAGUGGCUGUUUACAAACGUAGGCAAUCGUUCCGGAAAGUUAGUUGUCGCGAAUAAAAAGGGCUUUUACAUUAUUAAACCAUGUCGCACGGUCAUUCGCAUGGUGGUGGUUGCGGCCACGAAGCGUUGGGCAUUGAAAACGAGCUAGAGAUAGGUAUACAUUACAGCUUGUACGAGAAAAUUGACAUGCACAAUGUGGAAUGCCUGAACGAAGAGCUGGAAGGAUCCGGGAAAACCGUAUUCAAACCGUACAAUGAACGCUUGAGUCACGACAAGUUCGUCAAGAGCGAUGCCGACGAGGAGCUGCUGUUUAACAUACCUUUCACCGGCAACGUGAAAUUGAAAGGCAUCAUCAUCAUAGGGGCGGACGAUGAAACACAUCCAAAGAAAAUGCGUCUGUUUAAAAAUCGCCCAAAGAUGACAUUCGAUGAUACAUCUGUAAAAGCCGAUCAAGAAUUCGCAUUAGAGAGGGAUGCGAAUGGCGUGAUUGAAUACUCCACAAAAGUGGUAACAUUUGCCAACGUACAUCACCUUUCACUGCAUAUUCCUAGCAAUUACGGGGGCGAUAAUACGACCGUGUAUUAUAUAGGAUUGAAAGGUGAAUUUAGUGAAGCACAUCAUCAUGGUGUGACUAUUUGCACUUACGAGGCACGUCCCAACGUGUCGGACCAUAAAAAUAAUGUGUUUGAUUCGGUGAAUCAUCGUGUGCAGUAAUGUGUGAUUUGGCUUAGAAUGAUGAAGCAGUUGUGAAAUACAUUGAAUUGCAACUGCAGGAGUUAUGUUUGUUACUUGAUACAUGUUAGCAAUAGCAUCUGAACCGACGAAAUCAUCUAAAAUAGUUUUGAUGAAAUAGAUGAACAAGUUUAAAUUCUAAUUACAAAAUCAAGUAUAAAAUGACAGCAUUGAAGACUGUACAGCAUAAAUAAAAUUUGCAAAAAUAUGGAUUCGGUUCCCUAUUUACAUUACUGUGCAAAAUGUAAGAACGUGUAAUACAGGUUAGUUGUACCUUGUUUUAUAGGUUGCAAUAUUGCCUAGAUUGUUCCAUCUGAUUAAUUAAGUAUCCGGACUCAAAUGUAAUAUCAUAUUUAAUUAAAGUCAUAUUAUGAGCAUCAUUUACUCACACUCAUAACUACACUUAUUAUAACGUUGUUUUGUCAGUCAACUUCUAAGUAAUUUCUCUAGAGAUUUAUAAACCAUACCAAUCAUGUUUUCAUAAAUGUUUAUUGAUUUCUUGUUUCCAAUGUCUUAAAAACCGUACGAAGUAACUAAACUUUAUCAAAAUAUGUGUGAUAAUUUUCUUCAGGUUUGUGUAAACAACUGCACAUAUCAUGUAUAGAUGCGUUCUAAUGAUAAUUGAUACUGCAUAACAUAGCUUUUGAUAUGUUUCGAUAUAAGAAUAAAAAAAAGCAUAAUUAGAGCAAUUACAUGAAUGAUAGUGGGAUCUGAUGGAUCACAACAAAGGAAAACAAAAAAAAAACUUUAAUAGGAGAACCGUAGCCGAGCGAGUUCGUUUCGAGCAAGAAAUAUUCAAAUUAUACAAGAAAUAAAUAGCAUAAAUAGACGAAGAUGUUGUUGUGGCCGAAGAUGAA
Messenger RNA from Anopheles stephensi (Asian malaria mosquito), 1601 nucleotides. RefSeq names its product PITH domain-containing protein GA19395. The coding region runs from base 94 to 726 and encodes 210 amino acids. Gene Ontology annotation, cellular component: nucleus. The transcript has 3 exons. The record is from RefSeq and is a predicted model, not a curated record. NCBI's taxonomy places the organism in Eukaryota, Metazoa, Arthropoda, Insecta, Diptera, Culicidae.